This is a messenger RNA of Symbiodinium pilosum, 1005 nucleotides long. The record is from the annotation of a GenBank genome assembly. Lineage: Eukaryota; Dinophyceae; Suessiales; Symbiodiniaceae.
AUGGGUGAAGAUGUUUGGGGGCCACCAGGUCAGCAAUCUUGGGUUACCAUGGAUGACGGCUGCGAAAUCUUGGUUCGCAAGUGGGCACCUGAAUCAGGUCAGGCGCUGGCAGUGCUUCAUAUUUGCCAUGGAAUGGCCGAACACUCUGCGCGUUAUGCUGGCCUAGCGCUUCGACUUGUAGCUGAAGGAUUCAUUGUCCAGGCCGCAGACAGCCGAGCCCAUGGUCAGACUGCUCUCAAGGCUGAGCAGAUGGGUGUCAAAGGCCAUCGAAUUGGCCAUGUGGAUGUGAAGGAUGGGAAGGUGCUGCCAAGAAUUGCGCAGGACCACGCCUUUCUUUGCGGACGUGCCAUUCAAGAGCAUGGAUUGCCAUUGAUUGUCUUAGGCCACUCCUUGGGCAGUGUGAUUGCCACACUUGUUGUAGCAAACAUGGACCAGGCACCAGCUGCCAUGAUUCUCAGUGCUGCACCUGCCAGACUUCCCGGACCGAUGCGGGUAGUCUUGGGGCGGGUGCUGCCCAUCCUUGACAAAUUGUACGGCACAGAUGGCGUAGCGCCGUUGAUUAACACGUUGACUUUUGACAAGUUCAACAAGCAGUUUGCGCCAAACGUGACCGAUAAUGAUUGGCUCAAUCGGGACCCAGCAGAAGUGCAGAAGUACGAGAACGACCCGCUGUGUGGUUUCAAGCUGAGUGUUGGAUUUUGGAGUUCGAUUUUCGAGACGGUCCAGCGGGUCGGCAGCAAAGAGAUCUUGAUGAGGCUUCCAAAGUGCCCUGUGCUUUCGAUUCAGGGAGGCAACGAUGCUUGCACCGUCAAUGACCUGGGCGUUAACUCGUCCCAGCAGCUAGCAUCAGAGUUCCGAGCAGUUGGGCUCGAGGUUCACAAGCGCAUCUCUUAUGGAAAUGGCCGCCAUGAGAUCUUUCUCGAGACAUGUAGAGACGAGGUCGUGCAAGACUUGCUGGACUUCGCUCGCAAAGUCCUUUCAUCAUCCAUACGAAGCAAGCUCUGA